Contarinia nasturtii (swede midge) is the source of this 966-nucleotide messenger RNA. RefSeq lists its product as uncharacterized. NCBI's taxonomy places the organism in Eukaryota, Metazoa, Arthropoda, Insecta, Diptera, Cecidomyiidae. The transcript is spliced from 3 exons. Bases 89 to 844 code for a protein of 251 amino acids. The record is from RefSeq and is a predicted model, not a curated record.
UUGGAAUUGUGAAAAUCAAAUCGAAAAUAGGGAUAAUUGACUCGCCAUGUUUGGAUAAGCAUAGAAAAAUUUGUGAAAAAACCGAAAAAUGACUUUUAGCGAUAUUACUGAAAUCUGUCGGCUUUGCUUGAUGCCGCUCAAUACGUUUUAUAUUGAUUGUGCACUUGAUAAAGAGUUCAACGAUACCAUUAAAAUGGUUUACAACAUCGAUAUCAAUGCAGUUGAUGUGUUUUCAACAAAGGUAUGUCUCAUGUGCUGUGAAGUUUUGAUGUACAACACAAUCCACCAUCAUCGUGCUGUCAUUCAAUCCAGCUUCAUUGUCGAAGCUCAAAAUAGCUUGACUCGUGUUCAGCAGUUAUCAGAACGGAUCAAGAACAAGUUGCGAAAGUUUGGAAAAAAAAAAUCGGAAAAAAAGUGUGAGAAACAUACAUUGCCCGAUUCGCCUAUCAUUGAUGUUGAAAUGAUUGAGGUUGAACCAAUAAGUACGUCACAUUCAUUGUUUAAUCUACUACCAUCUGAAUUUCUCAUAUCAAUCGCAUUUCAUAACCUAGUGAUGCCUCAAAUGGAUUAUGAAAUGGAUAUGGAAGUUAUAAAUGGCAAUGGGGAUUCGGAAAUGAUCGACAAUUCUUCAAACACUGAAAAGGACACGCCAUCGUACUUGACUGAUUUUAAUGACUGGAAUAACUAUGCUGAUGAUGUCAUCGGCCAGGACAAUGUCAAACCGUCUCAAUCACUUUUUCAGUUGGCCAAGAAUUUUUGCUGUAUUAUAAUGAAAAAGCAGAAAACCAACAUCGAUAUCGAAGAAAUAACACAUAAAAUGGCCUUACUUCGAUUUAAUGUUUAAUACACUGUUUCUCGUACGAUUUUUAAGGAAAAAUUAUAUUGGUGGCAUAAAUGAUAUUGCACUUAAACAUAUUCUUAAUUAUAAUUUAUGUACGCCUGAACGCAUACUAACGAGUAUUUUGA